Molecule: messenger RNA, 2862 nt
Organism: Drosophila elegans
Lineage: Eukaryota; Metazoa; Arthropoda; Insecta; Diptera; Drosophilidae
Exons: 6
Coding region: 265-2778 (837 amino acids)
Source: RefSeq, a predicted model, not a curated record
GCUUUAAACAAUUGUAAACAAACUAUAUACAUACCUAUUUAAAAGGCUUUAAAAGCUUUAAAGCUAAAAACAAAAACGAAUAAGUCAAGAGAGCAUUUUGUUGUCAGGUUACUUAAGAGCCAAAAUCAACCGAUAAUAAUUUCACCAAGCGAAAUGUUUUUUUACACAAAAGCUUUAUACAAAGCUUUCAUAAAUCUAGUUUAUUUGGGACGUACCAUCAAAGUUAGAAAGUAGUCUAAGAAGUAGAACCAUAAGAGCAACAUCAUGGCCGAGGGUAGUUUCCACGCCGAAGAGUUAAAUACGCCAGAGUGGCUAAAUGAGCAGUUUAUAACUGAAGUUUUAAGUGAUUACGAAAAGGAACCAAGCCUUAAGGUCACCAAUUUGACUUUUACCCCCGCAAGUCCUAAAGGUGACCACUAUGCUAGCAUUAUGUUUCGUGCUUGGGUGGAAUACACCACCCAGAAUGGAAACUUUUCCAAAUCGCUGAUCAUCAAAACAAUGCCGGUGGAAGAGGGUAACAAAAAGGAUCUGUUUGAAAAUUCGCCUAUAUUCGAAACUGAGAUUGGAAUGUAUAGCAAGGUCCUGCCGGAGUGUGAGAGGAUUCUGCGGGAAGUGGGUGACGAGUCCAAGCUGUACGUGGACUGCAUCUACCACAGUCUGAGACCAAGACAGAUUAUAAUCUUUGAAGACCUCGUGGAGAUGGGAUACCUAGUGGUGCGCAAUCGUUGGCUCACGCAGGAGGAAAUUUGUAGUGCCUACUCCAAGCUGGCCAAAAUCCAUGCAAAUAGCAUGAAGAUGAUAAUGGAGCGACCCGAUUUCCUGAAGGACUUUAGGCACAGCAUGUACGAUAUACCUGCUUUUGUGGACGGUCCCAUUUUGAACGGCGGAAUGGGUCCCUUUUUGGAACUGUUGGGCCGCAUUCCUGAGCUGACAAAAUACCAGCCGCACUUCGAAAAGAUCAGACUUCACUUUAAAGAUAGAAUGAGGGAAAUUAUGCUAGGGUAUAGAAACAAUCCCCAGCCAGGAUUAUACGUUCUCUGCCAUGGCGAUUUCCACUCCCGAAAUAUGAUGUUCAAACACAAUAAGGAAACUGGAAGCCUUGAGGAUUGCAUGCUGCUUGAUUUCCAAGGCUGCAUUGUGGUUCCCAUGGCCGUUGAUCUUAUGUAUUCCAUUUACAUGUUGAUGGGGCCACAACAGCGAUCCGAUGAGUUGGAGACUCUGCUGAAUUACUACUUCUCAACCGUCGUAGAAACGCUCAAGAAGAUUGGUUAUCAGGGAGAAAUGCCCACUCUUUCUGCAUUUUGGUCGGAAAUGAAACGUUAUAGAUAUUACGAGUUCCUGUUGCUAAGCACCAUAUUCCCAAUGGCCGUGGGUUUAAGAGUCUAUUCCAUGGAUCUAGACGACCUGAUGUACAACGAAGAAACUCGUAACAAAGUUUAUCAACUAAAAGAAACUGUUGAGGGAACCAAAGCAAUGCUGGCCAGAUUUGAAAAAUCUGGAUAUUUUGAAGACCUAUGCGACAUCAUGGCCGAGGAUAGUUUCCAUGACGAAAAGUUGAAUACGCCAGAGUGGCUAAAUGAGCAGUUUAUAACUGAAGUUCUAAGUGAUUACGAAAAGGAACCAAGCCUUAAGGUCACCAAUUUGGUUUUUAGCCUCGAAAGUCCUAAAGGUGACCACUAUGCCAGCAUUAUGUUUCAUGCAAGGGUGGAAUAUACCACCCAGAAUGGAAACUUUUCCAGAUCGCUGAUCAUCAAAACAAUGCCGGUGGAAGAGGGUAACAAAAAGGAUAUGUUUGAAAAUUCGCCUAUAUUCGAAACUGAGAUUGGAAUGUAUAGCAAGGUCCUGCCGGAGUGUGAGAGGAUUCUGCGGGAAGUGGGUGACGAGUCCAAGCUGUACGUGGACUGCAUCUACCACAGUCUGAGACCAAGACAGAUUAUAAUCUUUGAAGACCUCGUGGAGAUGGGAUACCUAGUGGUGCGCAAUCGUUGGCUCACGCAGGAGGAAAUUUGUAGUGCCUACUCCAAGCUGGCCAAAAUCCAUGCAAAUAGCAUGAAGAUGAUAAUGGAGCGACCCGAUUUCCUGAAGGACUUUAGGCACAGCAUGUACGAUAUACCUGCUUUUGUGGACGGUCCCAUUUUGAACGGCGGAAUGGGUCCCUUUUUGGAACUGUUGGGCCGCAUUCCUGAGCUGACAAAAUACCAGCCGCACUUCGAAAAGAUCAGACUUCACUUUAAAGAUAGAAUGAGGGAAAUUAUGCUAGGGUAUAGAAACAAUCCCCAGCCAGGAUUAUACGUUCUCUGCCAUGGCGAUUUCCACUCCCGAAAUAUGAUGUUCAAACACAAUAAGGAAACUGGAAGCCUUGAGGAUUGCAUGCUGCUUGAUUUUCAAGGCUGCAUUGUGGUUCCCAUGGCCGUUGAUCUGAUGUAUUCCAUUUACAUGUUGAUGGGGCCACAACAGCGAUCCGAUGAGUUGGAGACUCUGCUGAAUUACUACUUCUCAACCGUCGUAGAAACGCUCAAGAAGAUUGGUUAUCAGGGAGAAAUGCCCACUCUUUCUGCAUUUUGGUCGGAAAUGAAACGCCAUAGAUAUUACGAGUUCCUGUUGCUAAGCACCAUAUUCCCAAUGGCCGUGGGUCUAAGAGUCUAUUCCAUGGAUCUAGAGGACCUGAUGUACAACGAAGAAACUCGUAACAAAGUUUAUCAACUAAAAGAAACUGUUGAGGAAACCAAAGUAAUGAUGGCUAGAUUUGAAAAAUCCGGAUAUUUUGAAGAUCUGUAACCCAUUAAUGGUAUUACUAGGCAAAUUAAAAAGUCAAAUAGUAUAAACGGAAUAUUUGGUACUGCUGGAAAUGUUAAAGAAUAC